Molecule: messenger RNA, 570 nt
Organism: Uncinocarpus reesii 1704
Lineage: Eukaryota; Fungi; Ascomycota; Eurotiomycetes; Onygenales; Onygenaceae
Product: N-acetyltransferase 5
Exons: 3
Coding region: 1-570 (189 amino acids)
Biological process (GO): N-terminal peptidyl-methionine acetylation
Cellular component (GO): NatB complex
Molecular function (GO): protein-N-terminal amino-acid acetyltransferase activity
Source: RefSeq, a predicted model, not a curated record
AUGUCUUCCAUCCGCCGCAUGACCGCACAGGAUCUCUUCUCGCUCAAUCUCACCAACCUCGACCCCCUCACCGAAAACUACGACCUCAAUUUCUACCUCACCUACCUCAUGAAAUGGCCCUCGCUCUUCAACGUCGUCGAAGACCGCGAUGGCAAGAUCGUAGGCUACAUAAUGGGUAAACUCGAAGCUCAGCACCCGUCCAUGCGCCAUUCCGAACACUACACGCCCUGGCACGGCCACAUCACCGUCCUCACCGUCGCCCCCGCUUCGCGCCGACAGGGCCAUGCGCGCCGGCUCACGGAGGCGCUAGAGCGUGCGUCGGAUAUCAAUGACGCGUGGUUCGUUGAUUUGUACGUGCGUGCUGGGAAUAAAGUCGCUGUUGGGAUGUAUAGGGGCAUGGGGUAUUCGGUGUUUAGGCGCGUUGUGAAUUACUACAGCGAUGAUCCGACGGGGCAGUCUGGCGGGGAGGAUGCGUUUGAUAUGAGGAAGCCGUUGAGUCGGGAUAAGGAUUUGAUACAUCAGAGGCAGAAUGGGGAGGAGUUUCUGGUUAGUCCGGAGGAUGUAUAUUAG